Molecule: messenger RNA, 1536 nt
Organism: Gasterosteus aculeatus aculeatus (three-spined stickleback)
Lineage: Eukaryota; Metazoa; Chordata; Actinopteri; Perciformes; Gasterosteidae
Product: transmembrane emp24 domain-containing protein 6
Source: RefSeq, a predicted model, not a curated record
GCCGGUCGUCCUCCAGCACAGUGGACCUGCCGUCAUGCUGCUGAAGGCUCUGCUCCUCGCGCUGAGCUCCCGGUGCGUCUUCGGCAGGAAGUCCGAGCCGAUGCUGGAAGAGUCCCACGCAGGACUCUUCAGGGGCUCCGACAAGUACGACUUCGCCCUGGUGGUCGGCGCCGCGGAGACGGAGUGCUUCUGGCACUUCGCCCACCAGAGUGGGAGCUUCUACCUGACCUACAUGGUGCAGUGGGUCACGGGGAUGGCCAACGAUCAGCGGCUGUUUGUGACAGUGAGCUCGCCGCAGGGCGCCCUCGUGGCUUCAGAGAAUGAGGCCUUCGGUCGGAUGGGUUUUCAGACCGAGGUGACAGGUUUUUACAGGCUUUGUCUCGGGAACCACAACAACCAGUUUGGAGGCAUCAGGGUCUUUGUGAACUUCGGCGUCAUCUACGACGGCUCUGAGGAGUUGAGGAGGGAAACAGAGCAAGGAGAGAGGGUCCUCAACAGCACUUUGGCCGGCAUUGAGGAGAGUGUGCAGAAGCUCCAGAAUCACAUCCUCCACACGUGGCGACACUACAUCUUCGCCCGCAUGAGGAAAGGGAAGGACCACUACCUCCUCCUGUCCAACCUCAACUACGUCACCUGGUGGUCAGCGACCCAAAGCCUCCUCAUCGUCCUGUCUGGGUACCUGCAGCUCUUCGUCCUCAAGAGACUCUUCCGAACGCCAGCAGACGCCAGCAGGCCCCGAUGCUGAAGGGAAGGACGUCCCCAGCAGAGACAAAAAGGAUACGAGCUGGUGUCAGGCCAGAACUUUAAGUUAUGUCUUUUCAUGCCGAUCAUAAAAUAAACUUCUCUCCUCCCUGUGUAUUGGUUAAUAUCACUAGUGGAACCAAACAUCUAAAGUAUUGUUCGACUUUACAUGGACCAUAAUCUACUAAAAGAACAUCAUCUGUAUUGAAGAAGACUUAAACUAGAGAUUGAAACCAUGAAUUUAAAAUGUUUACUGAGGGAAUAAAUCAAGAGAGACGUAGAGUCAUUUUCUCAGUCUAUCUACGGGGAGUCGCCCCCUGCUGGUUAGUGGAGAGAAUACGAGAGUAUUUGAGAACUGAGGAUAGAAUUUGUGUUCAUUGUCAACAAAAGGAAAUAAAGACUACAUAAUAGUGUUUAAUUAACACAUCAUUGUGCCAUUGUCAUAAUGAGAUAGAUAUUUAUCUGCCGUUUCGGAAACAGAUGCCAAAAUAUUUUAUGGGUUAUACAAUGUUAACAAAAAACAUUUUCAUUUGCUUUGUUCCAUAUACAUAUACAUUGCAUAUAUGUAUAUAUAUAUAUAUAUAUUUUUUUUUAGAUAACAUAUUACAUUAUGUAUGUAUGCUGUACUUUUACCAUGGUGGGGUACUUCCAGUGUGAGUACUUUCACAGCAAUGGAGGGUUUGAGUUCAUGUUUAAGACCAUGUGACCAGCUCUUAAACGUGAAAGGUAAAAUAGUUGAAUUGCAUUUGAUAUAUUAUCUAAAUGCAUUGUAUGGCAUUAAAUAUGAUAAAGGAA